Messenger RNA from Apiotrichum porosum, 1071 nucleotides. RefSeq lists its product as uncharacterized. Gene Ontology annotation, cellular component: nucleolar ribonuclease P complex. Gene Ontology annotation, molecular function: RNA binding. The transcript is spliced from 6 exons. Gene Ontology annotation, biological process: tRNA processing. The coding region runs from base 1 to 1071 and encodes 356 amino acids. The record is from RefSeq and is a predicted model, not a curated record. Lineage: Eukaryota; Fungi; Basidiomycota; Tremellomycetes; Trichosporonales; Trichosporonaceae.
AUGUACUACGACCUCUUCGUGCCCUUCCCAGUGCCAGACGCACCUGCCACUACAAAGAAGAGCAAGGGAAAAGCCAAGGCCGCCCCCGUCGAGGCAGGACCAGCUCCCACCGACUGCUGGGCCGGUCUGUCCUCGACUGAGCGUGCCGAAGUCGCACGUACCGUUGCUCUCGAGGGCCACUCGCACACUGUCACCUCGCCGCAGUCCACCAACGUCAUUGCUUGCCCGUUCGGUAGCCCCGAGGCUCGCCUUCUCCCAUAUGCGGACCUGGACCCUCGCUUCGCCAACACGAGCUCUGCCAGCUCGUCUACUCAACCCACCCUAGUCCAGAUUGCGCGCUACCAUAUGCGUCUGGAUGACGGCAAGGCUCACCCGAUUACCGCCGGCAACACUGCCGCCCUUCGCAAUUAUGACAUUCUCUCCGCCUACGUUGGCAGCGACAAGGCUCUCCAGCUUGCGUGCACAGAUCUGUCCAACCCUGGCCCCAACCAAAUCUCCAUCAUCACCGUUCCCCUCCACGAGCGGCCAUACCACUUCCGCCUGAACCGCAAGCAGAUCAGGCAGGCGCAGCGCAACGGCGUGGUGUUCGAAAUUCUCUACUCGGCUGGUCUCUUCCCUUCGCGGUCUGUUCCCCCAGACGUCGCUCGCAAAUACCGCCAGAACUUCCUGUCCAACGCUCGCGAGCUGGUGCGUGUCACCAACGGCCGCGGCAUCAUCUUUUCGUCGGGACCCGGUGGCAGCCCAGAGGGUCUCCGUGGUCCUAUGGACAUUGUUAAUCUCGCGACGAUUCUUGGUGUGCCUGCCAACUUUGCAAAGGAGGCCGUGUCCAACACACCAAAGAUGGUUCUUCUCCGAGCUCAGGCACGACGCACCUACAAGGCUGUUCUUUCUGCGCCACGCAUUGUCCCUCCUCCUGGCGCCGAGGUCGAGAUCGAGGCCGAGGCGGUGAAGACGGGAGCCGAUGGAGAUGUGGAGAUGGCGACGGUGGAUGCCGUCACAGCCAAGCCUGUGAAGCGUACAUCGGAUGCGGACGGACCUGCGAAGAAGAAGAAGAAGGUCAAGUCCAAGUAG